CUGCCGCCCACUCCCGCCGCAAGCGGCCACGUUCAAGAUGGCGGCGGCGGAAGUGUGGCGAGCCGCGGAAGCCGGGUCAUGGCAGCGCCGGAAGAGCCGCGCGGCGGUGCGGAGCGGGGCCGGGAGGCGGUUGGCGUGAGCCGUGCCCGGGCGCGGCGGGACCUCGUGGCUGCCGCCAUGUCGCGCAGUGCGGAGGAACUUGUGAGUGGGGAGAAUGAGGAGGAAAGUAACGGUAUCAAUUUGAUGGAGUUCUCAGAUGAGAUCCUUCUGCACAUCCUAAGCUACGUCCCUUGCACAGACCUGGUCCUGAAUGUCAGGAAGACCUGCAGGAAGCUUGCAACGCUUUGCCUUGACAAGAGUCUAACCCAUACAGUUUUACUUCAGAAAGACUAUAAGGUAAACAAAGACAAAGUGAAGCAGCUGAUGCGGGAUAUCGGAAAAGAGAUUUACCAGCUGAACAUGGCUGGGUGCUAUUGGCUGCCCAGCUCCACUACUGAUCAUGUAACACGGUGCAAGAACCUGGUGAAACUGAACUUGUCUGGGUGCCGUAUCACCUCUCUCCGUCUCUCAAAGAUGCUGUCCUCACUUCAGCACCUGCGGUCCCUGGCAAUAGAUGUAAACCCAGGUUUUGAUGCCAGUCAGCUAAGCAGUGAGUGCAAAGCCACCCUGAGCCGUGUCUUGGAAUUGAAGCAAACCCUUUACACUCCAUCAUACGGUGUUGUUCCAUGCUGCACUAGUCUUGAGAAACUGCUGCUUUAUUUUGAGAUCCUUGAUCGCUCACGAGAAGGUUUUAUGCUGUCUGGACAGCUAAUGGUAGGUGAGAGCAAUGUACCCCACUACCAGAACCUUCGCAUCUUCUAUGCCAGGCUGGCUCCUGGCUACGUUAAUCAGGAGGUGGUGAGGCUGUACUUGGCUGUGCUAAGUGAUCGGACACCUGAGAACCUUCAUGCCUUCCUUAUUUCUGCCCCUGGUAGUUUUGCUGAGACGGGAGCUACUAAAAACCUUCUGGACUCUAUGGCUCGAAAUGUACGCCUGGAUGCUUUACAGUUGCCCAAAGCCUGGCUUAAUGGUUCUGGACUCCUGCAACACUUGAAGUUCAACAACCCUUUCUACUUCAGCUUUAGCCGAUGCACCUUAUCUGGUGGUCACCUGAUCCAGAGAGUUAUUAAUGGUGGGAAGGACCUUAAAAGCUUGACCAGUCUGAAUCUCAGUGGCUGCGUUCACUGUCUGGCUCCAGAGUCUUUGUUUCGAAGAGCAGAAGAUGACAUUGACAGUAGCAUUCUGGAAAGCCUGGUAGUGUCUUGCUGCAACCUCAGGCACCUCAACCUCUCUGCAGCUCACCACCACAGCUCAGAAAGCAUAGGGAAUCAUUUGUGCCAGCUCCUGACCAGGCUAAAGCACCUACUCUCACUGGCACUACCAGUUUGUUCCAUCACAGAUGUUGCUGCGAACGUGGAAAAGCCUCCCACGCAGCCUAAUGUGGUGCCCCAAACGUUUGGAAAGAAAAUCCGUGUGGGAGUACAGACAUAUCCGAGAACCUUAACAGACCAGGCAUGUCCGAAGUUGGAGUCUUCGGUAUUCUGGACACUGAUGAGAAGCCUCCGGUUUUUGGAAACCUUAGAAAUAAUUGGGUCCAGUUUUUCCUCUGCCAUGCCUCGCAAUGAGCCAGCAAUUCGGAACUCAUUGCCUCCGUGUGUCCGAGCACAAAGCGUGGGGGAUUCGGAGGUGGCUGCCAUUAGCCAGCUGACUUAUUUGCAGAGCCUCACCUUAGCACAACUGCCAAAUAUUGUUACUGGUUCUGGGCUUGUUAGCAUUGGAUUGCAGUGCCAGCAUUUGCGGACUCUUUCAUUGGCCAACCUGGGCAUGAUGGGGAAAAUGGUCUAUAUGUCUGCUCUCAUGGACAUGCUGAAACACUGCAAGUGUUUGAGAGAUCUCAGGCUGGAACAGCCCUACCUCAGCGCGGGCGCCCAGUUCUUCCAGGCACUGAGUCACUGCUCCUCUCUCCAGCGGCUUUGCAUCGUCUCCCGGAGUGGGACUCUGCAGUCUGAUGCAGUGAUGUCAUUCAUGGCCAACUGCCUUGAGGUCAUCAUGUGCCACAUGUUUAUGGGAGAAUCUCUUACCGUCUGCAGAAAUCUCCAGCAGUCCAUUGUCCGGAGGGGACACGCUUCGGAGCUGUGUUCUAACUGCACGGCGUGGGCUCGCACACUGAAGGCGCCGCGUUGUGUUUGGGAGAUGCUUCUCCUCCGUGGACAUCCAAAGGGAUCGUGGUUGGCCCUCGUUGCUGCGGGACGAAGCGGCCCCCCCGGCUUGCAGGACGAAUGGAAAUGCCAUCGUCGGGGUCCGUGCGGCGCCGGAGGGUCUGUGCCAUGCGUGUUCCAUGGGACUUCCCCAGUGAGAGCCCAGCAGAUGUCACUACAGCCUGCGCGAUGGGGACAGGAGAGGGGACACGUCCCAUCUCAGGGACGCGCUGUGCGCUACGUACUGCGCUGCUCGGGACCUGUGCUCCUCGGUGGUGAGUGCCCAAAGCAGCAGGAAGGGGCACCUGGAGGAGAGGGUGAUGUCCCCUGAUGGCAGCAUCACCAGCCCGUGUCCCCAGGCCCUCAAGGGACCAGGAGCAUCUUUAUCCCGUCCGUCCCAGCGGCCGGAUCUGGGCAUCCCCCGGGUGCUGGGGCAGAUGCUGGGAGCGCUGCUGGGAGCUUCCUUGGGUCCCUUGCCGCGGCAGCGUGCUGAAAUGCACCUCACCCAUCCAUCCAUCCAUCCAUCCAUCCAUCCCUCCUCCUCCUCCUCCUCCUCCUCCCCUGAUUCCUCCGAGCACUCUGCUGCCCUUCGGGGGAGAAGUGCUGACUCCAGAUGUUUCCCUAAUGAGAACCUUCUGCAAACAGCGCUGCUUUAUUUUCCUACGGAAAGCGAACCAAAGGGCCGUGCUGGUGAUGGUUAAUCCCCUGCAGCCAGCGCUGGGGACGGGGCAGAGGCUCCAGCUCCUUUCUGCGGAGCGGUGCUGGUGCAGCACGAUGCACCCAGUGGGGCGGGUUUGGGCUCUCUCCUUUCUGAGCCUGGGUUCACUGCCACCGCGUUUGGGAUCGCAUCUGAUCUGUGGUUCCCCAUCCCUGGCUCCUGCAGGUCAGCUCAGCACAGCCGAGAGAGAUGGCAAAGCGCUCCUUUAAACACGCACCGUGCCGCUGAUGAGUCCAUCCAGGGAAUUAAUUGCAGCGAAUGGCAUGUAAUAAACAGCCUCAGCCCUCACCCACUGCUGUCUGGGAAGGGUUAAAAAGGAAUCACGUAUGAGUGUGGGGGGGGGCUGUAAAAUGGAGAUGGGGCGGUGGGAGGGACAGUGAUUUUGUUCACGGUAAGAAAAAAUAAUGGUAAAAAAGCAAAUGUGGAGGGGGCAGGGCUGUCCGGGCUCAUCCUCAGCCCAGGUCCCAGCAGCCCCAUGGGAUGCACCACGGAGGGAUUUUGGUGCCCGUGUGACAUCCCAUGGCACCUUCCCCAUGAGGAUGCUGAGCACGCCGGGGCUGUGCCGUGGUGUUUUCUGCCUCAUCCCAAAGGAUGCAAUGAACACGGUCCCCAGCCACGGGGGGGCAAUGGGGUCAGGGGGUCCUGGGGAGCCCCUGCAGCAUCCCCAUAGGGAUGGGGGUGAUAUCCCACACCCACAGAUCCCAGUUUGUUCCUGGGGCUGUGUGUGGGGCGCUGCGAGCUGCCGCUCCGUGGGGCUGAGCCUGCAUCGCAGUCCCUUCUCAGCCUUUCCUCAUUUCUUUGGGAUUUCAGGCAGCUUCCAAAUUCUUGCGCAGCCAAAUCCUCCCUGGGGCUGCCAGGAACCCCGGCCAGCAGCGGGGACGUGCUGGUUCUGUACCCACAGCACGGCCAGUAUUGCUGGCGUGCUGCGGGUGAUGGGGACGGGACGGAGCCCCCGCUCCUCCCUGCCCUGACGCAGCCACAUCAGAGCGGGGGAUCCUGGUGGAUACCGCUGUGCCCUCCCCUUUGCCGGCACCUGGGCUCCAUCCCAAAACUCGAGGUGAUGGGCAGAGCGCUCCUGGCUCUGCACCAGGGCCCCGCUGCUUCGGGGUCCCACCCCAAAUUCCCCACACUUCACCCACCCGCCCUCGCCGUGUUCCCGAGUGUGGAAGCGUGGUGGUUUAUCUGCUCCCGCUCAGGAUUUAUCGUCCCCAGCACUUCCCGUGCUUGCUUUCAGCAUGCACUAUUUCUUCUCGUGAACGAUAAAUCAAAACUGUUUGUUUUCAGUGGC
Messenger RNA from Numida meleagris (helmeted guineafowl), 4243 nucleotides. RefSeq names its product F-box and leucine rich repeat protein 18 (gene FBXL18). Gene Ontology annotation, molecular function: protein binding. Bases 79 to 2568 code for a protein of 829 amino acids. Gene Ontology annotation, cellular component: SCF ubiquitin ligase complex. NCBI's taxonomy places the organism in Eukaryota, Metazoa, Chordata, Aves, Galliformes, Numididae. The record is from RefSeq and is a predicted model, not a curated record. Gene Ontology annotation, biological process: SCF-dependent proteasomal ubiquitin-dependent protein catabolic process. The transcript has 6 exons.